AUGGUAACGAAACGGUACAGUGUGGUGUCCAUGUUACUAUUGAUAGCGAUCUUUAAGGAUAUCUUCUGCAGUGGACAGGAAGGCGAAGCAACAACAAGUGAUCCCGAUCUGGACGAUAUGGAGUACGAUCGGGAUAACGAGGGUGACUCACUCAUCCCACCGCAGAUCACGCUGCGAACCGAUCAUGGUGAUCCUGUGCCAACAGUGCAAGUGCCGGGCAAGGAUGGAGAGUUUGUGCCGAUGACUCGCAUGGACGUGCAGGAGUGCAAGAACAAUGCGAGUUACUACGAGGCCACUAAGUACGUGCAGUGCUACCUAUACCGGGCGAACGCUAGCGAGAACCGGUACGAAUUCCACUUCAACGGGCUUAGCUCGAUCAUUCAGGCUGGUUUCCGGCGUGAUCUUCCAACGGCCAUUCUCGUGCACGGUUGGCUCGGUAGUUCGGAGUCGGUCGUGAUUGAGCCUCUCGCAAAGGCACUGCUGGCACAAGACGACAAAAACGUCAUUGCCGUGGACUGGGAACAGGGAGCCAGCACCUUGCUUUAUCCGGUGGCCCGUUACCGGGUGCCGAAGGUUGCCAGCCUUGUGGCCACGCUAAUCGACAAUCUCGUGACGGGGCUGGGGCAAGAUAUCGACCGCGUGGGUAUCAUCGGGCACAGCCUUGGCGCACACAUCGCAGGUAUCGCCGGCAAGAAAGUACACUCCGGAAAGAUUGGAUAUAUUGUCGGGCUAGAUCCAGCAUCGCCCCUGUUCCGAUUGAAGAAACCCGCCGAGCGACUGUCAGCGGACGACGCGCAGUACGUCGAAAUUAUCCACACCAACGGAAAGGCACUUGGUUUUUUCCGCAACAUCGGUCAGGCCGAUUACUACCCCAAUGGAGGCGUAAGACAACCGGGUUGUGGCCUUAGCCUGACCUGUAGUCACCAGCGUGCUGUGGACUUCUUCAAGGAAUCGCUGAAAAUCCGCGACUAUUACGCCCGACGAUGCGACGGUCUCACAAACCUUGGACCGAGCUGUUCCACGUACAAUACGGCGCUGGGCGGUUUGAUCUGGAAAUCAUCGAAACCCGCGGGUGUCUAUUACAUUUCGACAGCACCCAACGAGCCAUUCCUCCGAAGCAAGUCUGCUGAAGCGACAUCUACAACCUGGCUCAUCGUCUCACUAUCGCUGAUUUCGACGUUGUUGAGUAGUUAGCCUUACACUAGAGUGUGUUCUAAGAAAUAAACGUGUAUGCUACUACAGUGUGUACAGUACUACAUCACACAAUUGCAUUCACGAGACGAUUUACUACAACUCUACGGUGACAAUUCCAAAACGGAUGACACACAUUGUGUUUGCAUGCGAUCGAAUUACGUCGACGUCGUGGGAACGUUAAAGAUCAGCCCCUGGAUUGAUGAUUGCUGUUACUGACGUUGGGUUAUUUACAUAACUUCUACAUUGCAAGCGGAUUAUUUCAAUUGGUUGAAGAUCACUGUACGUUUGAUACGAUCCUAUUGACGAAAUGCUAGAUUAUGAACUGAUUGGAUCAGAGAGAAAGAGUUAGAAAGAGCACAUAGAGAGCAAGAGAAAGCGGGGCACGCGAUAUCAAACUCACUCGACAUUUUCGAUUUGCUACAUCUGGUGAAUCCAACCGUUAUUUAAUUCUUUCCAUUCUUAUAGUGUGCUAAAUUAAAAUACUUACCUGUGUGUGUAGAUAUUUGUAAAUAUUACUUGCGUUAAAUCCGCUCAUUGGAAUCCAAAAGCAAU
Messenger RNA from Anopheles nili, 1746 nucleotides. Its product is annotated as lipase member H-A-like. Gene Ontology annotation, biological process: lipid metabolic process. Lineage: Eukaryota; Metazoa; Arthropoda; Insecta; Diptera; Culicidae. The coding region runs from base 1 to 1194 and encodes 397 amino acids. The record is from RefSeq and is a predicted model, not a curated record. The transcript is spliced from 2 exons. Gene Ontology annotation, molecular function: lipase activity.